CAAUGAUGAUUGAUCUGCUUGAGCUUGGAUUCUAAGCUUCCCCUUGUCAGGGCCCCGCAGAUCGACUGUGGGUGGGGGUGAGAUAAGAUAACAGGGAAGAUACUGGUACCUUAGGUACCUACCUACCUAGAGGAAGAUUAUAGUUCCCGCUGGACCAAUCAAAUUACAGACCUGCUCGCCAACCCGAUAAGUCCACUAGCCAUCGAAAUUGGUGCGCACCAAAAUUAUAUUCCUAGGAGACAGGGUCCACUCAUUGUAUCGUGGGGUGUAUUUGCCAGUUCCUUCAUCAACCACCAUAUUGUGCACUACCGCUCACCAAUCGCUCACCUCGCCCUUACGACCAAUCCAUCACCCUCUCAGUCCGCCAAAUCAACUGUGCGACAAUGGAUAAGCAACCCGUCAAGCUCGUCAAGGUCACUCGUGUCCUGGGCCGAACCGGCUCUCGCGGUGGUGUUACCCAGGUUCGCGUCGAGUUCCUCGAGGACCAGACCCGUUCCAUCAUCCGAAACGUCAAGGGACCCGUUCGUGAGGACGACAUCCUGUGCUUGCUCGAGUCCGAGAGAGAAGCGAGACGUCUGCGAUAAGCGGGAUUGGGGAUCAGCGAUCGGUGGAAAUUUUGCAAUGGAUUUCGGCGUACUUUACGGACUUCCUCGACCAGCCAUGAUCUGUGCUGUCUGAGUCGGAUGCAGCAUGAUUGAAUGCUUGGAGAUUAGCUGAUAGGCCGAUACCACACCUCUAGAGGACACGACAAAAUGACACAGAU
Molecule: messenger RNA, 763 nt
Organism: Xylaria bambusicola
Lineage: Eukaryota; Fungi; Ascomycota; Sordariomycetes; Xylariales; Xylariaceae
Product: ribosomal protein S28e
Exons: 4
Coding region: 384-584 (66 amino acids)
Biological process (GO): translation; maturation of SSU-rRNA; ribosomal small subunit assembly
Cellular component (GO): cytosolic small ribosomal subunit; ribosome
Molecular function (GO): structural constituent of ribosome
Source: RefSeq, a predicted model, not a curated record